This is a messenger RNA of Aspergillus wentii DTO 134E9, 1437 nucleotides long. RefSeq lists its product as uncharacterized. Bases 1 to 1437 code for a protein of 478 amino acids. NCBI's taxonomy places the organism in Eukaryota, Fungi, Ascomycota, Eurotiomycetes, Eurotiales, Aspergillaceae. The record is from RefSeq and is a predicted model, not a curated record. The transcript has 2 exons.
AUGGGCAACCAGGAGGACGAUGGUGAUGCUGUUUUUCCUCUUUCCUUCUGGGAUGACUUACCACACACACGCGCCAUAUGCCUUAAUCUGACGUAUCGGGUCGACGGUGUGCUGGACGUGGACAAGCUGCGCGCCUCGCUCAACAGAUUGCUAGAGAUAGGCGAUUGGAAAAAACUGGGGGCACGAUUACGAAAGAAUAAAAAUGGAAAACUCGAGUACCAUGUGCCGGCAGCGUACAGCGAGGAAAGACCCGGGGUAGCGUUUACAACGGCUCAGCAUAAGAUGAAAUUCAGCGAGCAUCCAUUGGCAUCGCAGUUUCCUGUCAGCGUAGAGGAGCCAGUUCUACUUGAUGCCUUCACAGAUUUAUCGUCGCUUGUGGAUGAUACACACCCAGCAACGAAGAUAGAAGACUGGACGUCCACCGAUCGGCCGCAGCUGACGGUGCAUGUCGCGCUAUUCCCAGAUACAACGCUUCUCACAGUUACCCUUCCUCAUACAUUUGCCGACGCAAUGGGAAUCUCUACCUUCCUAAAGGCAUGGACCGCCGUUCUGCGCGGGCAGGAGGAUGAUGUACCUGUGUUGAAUGGGUUCGAUGACCCUCUCAAACCCCUGAAUGAGAAGACAGCAUCGGAGACCCUCAGCUAUGCGUCUCGUCUGCUGAGCGGGCUUCGAUUUUUCAUAUUCGUCUUCUGGUAUCUCUUCGAUCUGCUCUGGUACCGCGACGAGAUGCGUACCGUGUGCAUCCCAGAAGCGUAUGUCAACAAGAUGCGCGACGACGCACUAACGGAGCUCCAACAUUCAGAAGACCCAUUUGUCAGUCAUGGUGAUAUCUUGUUUGCCUGGUGGGCGCGGACACUCAUGAAAUCCCUACGAGUAUCGCCUGACCGGCCAGUUACCCUGUUGAACGUGUUCGAGACUCGUUCGAUAGCGCUGCAAGGCGAACAACCCGCCUGGCUUUCCAACAUGGUCUUCCCGUCCUAUACCUUUCUCCGAGCCGGUGAUUGCCUUGACCGUCCACUCAGCUAUACCGCAUCCAAGAUCCGUGCCGCUCUAGUCGCACAACGGACCAAACCGCAGUUGGAAGCAUUGAUGACACAGCAGCGUUCAACGCUUCAGCGAACAGGCAAUCCACCUGUUUUUGGGGAGCCAAAUAUGUUGCUACUCUGCUGCUCGAACUGGCAUCGUGGCCGCUUCUUCUCGGUUGAUUUCUCGGCCGCUCUCGCUAGUACGGAAGGGGAACGGGAAACUCCACGGGCGCCAACGCAGAUCCUCUGCACUGGACAUGCAAAUGGUCUCUCAAUACGCAAUGCGGGGCCUAUCAUUGGUCAGGAUGGGAAUGGGAACUGGUGGAUGUCAUUCACAGUGAGGAAAAGCGCAUGGGGUGGCGUUCAGAAGGAACUGGAUCAAUUGAAGCAUGAUUGGAGCAAGAAUCGUUGA